Messenger RNA from Girardinichthys multiradiatus, 6538 nucleotides. It is a transcript of the gene per2, whose product is annotated as period circadian clock 2. Gene Ontology annotation, biological process: circadian regulation of gene expression; entrainment of circadian clock by photoperiod; negative regulation of transcription by RNA polymerase II. The coding region runs from base 480 to 4913 and encodes 1477 amino acids. Gene Ontology annotation, cellular component: cytoplasm; nucleus. Gene Ontology annotation, molecular function: transcription cis-regulatory region binding; transcription corepressor binding. Lineage: Eukaryota; Metazoa; Chordata; Actinopteri; Cyprinodontiformes; Goodeidae. The record is from RefSeq and is a predicted model, not a curated record. The transcript is spliced from 24 exons.
CCAGGGCAGUGUGCGGACACCGGAGCCUGGGUAAGAAUUGAAAUUAUUAGUGAAAGCAGCCCUGAAGGUUCGGACGGACCCGAUCCUUCAGAAAAGGUAGCUGUAACAGCAAGGAUCUAUUUCACGGAACCACUGGAGGAAAUAGAGCUGAGGCCAUCAGUGAGGUUGGUGAAGCUUCACUUCUGUCCGUACGAUAUAACGUGUCGGGGUAUUACUUUGUAAGGUCACACCUCAGUUAACUGGACGUCUGCCCUCUUGACUGCUGGGAAUCCCCGACGGAGUAACCGAUUUACCUGCGGAGGGACGAAACGCAGGAGCUGACGGAGGCUUCCAGAAAGUUGAAGCAGUAAAACUGGCGCAGAGUUGCCGAAGCGAUCAGUUCCUUUCCUUUUCUUCCCCUCAAUUGUCACCCUUAUGACAAUGGGAAUGGGAUGACUGCCUUCUACCUAACCUGAGACAACCCCACCAAAGACUUCCUCAUGAUGUCAGACGAUUCAGACUCCAAGCCUUAUCACUUGCCGGUUCCGGCAGACCGGGAUGGAGUCUCGGGGUGCAGAGCAUCAGCUUCUAGCAGUUCCAUCUCAAGCAGAGGCUUGGGAUGCAGCCCCAUGGAACAGAUGUGUUGGCUGGGAGGCUACAGCCAGGGUGGACCUGACCUUGGCCUACCUUCUGAGGGCAGUGAUAGCAGUAGUCAGGACACCGCCUUCUCACCGCACAAUGUGCACAAGACCACACGUUCUCGCUUGUCCGCCGAGGAGGAUGUGGAAAUGAAGAGCAGUGGGUCCAGUGGCAGUGGGACCGAAUCACAUGGCAAUGAGAGUCACGGAAAUGAGAGUCAUGGGAAUGAGAGCAAUGGUCAUGAGUCAACAGGCAGCUCCUACAGCCGCAGCAAAGACUCGGCAUUGGUGGAAUCGUCAGAGAGCAAUAAAAGUUCGAACUCCCACAGCCCGUCUCCUCCUAACAGCUCCAAUGCCUACAGUCUGCUGAGCUCAGAGCAGGACAACCCUUCAACCAGCGGCUGCAGUAGUCAGGAGUCUGCGAAAGCCAAGAACCAGAAGGAGGUGAUUAAAACUUUAAAGGAGCUGAAGUUUCACGUGCCAGCUGACAAGAAGCAAAACUGCAGAUCGACCACACUGAGUGCUCUGAAGCAUGCCCUGCGCUGUGUGAAACAAGUGGAAGCAAAUGAGGAGUACUACCAACUGAUGAUGAUCAACGAUAGUCAUUCCCCAGGCCCGGAUGUUUCUUCUUACACCAUAGAGGAGAUAGACAGCAUCACUUCAGAGUACACCCUCAAAAACAUCGACAUUUUUGCAGUGGUGGUGUCCCUGAGCACAGGAAAGGUCAUCUAUAUAUCUGACCAGGCUGCGUCCAUCCUCAACUGCAAAAGAGAUACGUUCAAGGACUCUAAGUUUGUAGAGUUCCUGAUGCCGCAGGAUAUCAGCGUGUUCUACAGCUUCACCACCCCUUACCGCCUGCCCUCCUGGAGCAUGUGCACUGGAGCAGAUCCGUCUCCUUCUGACUGUAUGCAGGAGAAGUCCUUUUUCUGUCGCAUCAGUGGUGGCAAGGAGUUUGAGGGUGACCUGCGGUACUAUCCGUUCCGCAUGACACCUUAUCUGAUGAAGGUGCAGGACACGGCUCAUGAUGAAAACCAGUUCUGCUGCCUCCUGCUAGCUGAGAGGGUUCACUCCGGAUAUGAAGCACCUAGAAUUCCACCGGAUAAGCGCAUUUUCACCACCACACACACUCCAAACUGUGUGUUUCAGGAUGUGGAUGAGAGGGCCAUUCCUCUCCUCGGCUACCUCCCGCAGGACCUGAUCGCAACCCCAAUACUCUUUCACCUACAUCCCGAUGACCGGCCUGUCAUGCUAGCCAUUCACCGAAAGAUCAUACAGUAUGCAGGGCAACCAAUCGACCACUCGUCCAUCCGCUUCUGCGCUCAAAACGGAGAAUACAUCGUCCUGGACACCAGCUGGUCCGCCUUCGUGAACCCCUGGAGCCGAAAGGUUUCCUUCGUUAUCGGGAGACACAAAGUUCGCAUGGGCCCUAUGAAUGAGGAUAUUUUCAUGUCUCCAGACUCACCCAUGGGCCAUAUAAAGAAUAUGGACUCUGACAUCCAGGAAAUAACGGAGCAGAUUCAUCGGCUCCUGCUGCAGCCGGUUCUCAAUAGUGGGUCAAGUGGUUACAGCAGUCUAAACAGCAAUGAGUACCUUCAGGGCAUGACCUCCUCCUCUAGUGAGAGCCUGAAUAAUAGCAAAGGAGGCAAAAUGAAACAAAAGGAAGGGGAACUGACCAGCAAAAGCAGACCUCAUACUUUUCAGGAAAUUUGUAAGGGAAUUCAUCUUCAGAAGAGCCAAGAGCAGCAGAUGGCCAAAGCAGAACACAAAAAAGGCACUGCCAUGUCUGGACAGAACAGCCAGGCUGCGGUACAUCUCAAAGAUUCAGCACCUCCGAUCAGCUGGAGAGAGGCCACCACGACGGACAGUCGGGUUUGUUUUCACGAGGAGCUUGGCCUUAACGAUCAGACUGGAUGCUCCUACCAGCAAAUCAGUUGUCUGGACAGUGUUAUCAGGUACUUGGAGAGCUAUAACAUCCCCAUCAUCAGGAAGAGAAAGUGUCAGUCGUCCUCCAACACCACAUCCUCUAACUCUGAUGAGGACAAACAGAAGAAGUCCCAUGCAGUGCAGGUCUCUGAAGAACCAACCUUAUCGAAAGAUCAGUCUGCUUUGGAUGAUCCUCACAAAAAGACCAGUCAUGCUGCCACGGCGGUAGUGGGCACUUCAAUGCCCCUACCAGUGCCAAACAAACCAAAAAGCGUGGUGUCCAUCACCAGCCAGUGUAGCUACAGUAGCACUAUAGUGCAUGUUGGGGACAAGAAACCUCAGCCAGAGUCAGAGAUCACAGAGGAUGUACCUGUUGCAGGAGAGAUGCCAGAAUCCAUCCAGAACCUCACUGCUCCUCGCUCAGUUUCACCUCCCAGUCAGGAGAUGGAGUCCUACAAGAAACUGGGUCUGACUAAGCAGGUUUUGGCAGCUCAUACGCAGAAGGAGGAGCAGGCCUUUCUCUGUCGCGUUCGAGAGCUUCGAGGACUCGCUCACCACAAAACAAGCUGCUCCCCGCCCCUGGAUCAACAGAGAGAUGAACGCACCAUUACUGCUGCCCGUGCUGUUCAGCCUAGAAAACUGGAAGGUCAGAGACCAGAGCCGACGCCACGUCGAGGAAAACGGUACAAGAAGACCAAAACCAAGAGAGCAAAGCUUAUCACUACGCCGAACAGUACAGCUUCUCCUCACAAGAAGCGACAGCGGCAACAGCUGCCUCCUCAGACAAACCAAAACCUUACACAGACCCCCAUAUCUCCUUCUGAUGCCCCACAGCCCACUUUCCCUGCACUUUAUCCAGUCAUGAUGCCAGGCUACCCCCUGCAGGUUUACCCCAGAGCCGAUUCUGCAUUUCCACAAUCUGAAGCCCCCCCUCAAGACUUACGGGAUAACCAGGGUGCCCAAUUCCCUUUAUCCUCCCCAGUGACACAGUCUGCUCCCUUCACCUCUCAUAUGGUCGCACCUAUUGUGGCUUUUGUGCUGCCCAGCAACUUAAACCCUUUUUUUGGGCAUCCAGCACCACCACUGCCAGUGUAUCAGGUAGACGCUGGAGGUGUCCCAGGGCAAGCCCAGCCUUUCGAUCAGACUGCCUUCCCAGGUCAAGGCGCCUUCACAUCUCCGCCUUUCCUUAGCAGUCAGAACCAACUCAACCCACCAUUAGCAUCCUACAUGUCUGCAUCGUUCUGCUUCCCAUCCUCCUCUGACACCCCAAAGCCCCCAGCGGAGGGCCGCUCCUCCACACCACAGUCGGGUGAAACCGAAGGCCAGGCGUCCCCGCCCCUGUUCCAAUCUCGCUGCAGCUCCCCCCUCAAUCUGCUGGAGCUGGAGCUCUCUGUGGACAGGCAGGCCAACACGGCUCACGCUUCAGUAGGACAGGGGAAUAACGUGCCUGAGAGGGAGAAAGGAGCUAGCCCAAACAAGGCAAUGAAGUGGGAACUGAAACAGCCCUCUCUCAGUCUACUUGGUCCACCUGGACCCUUGUAUUUCCAGCCCACAUCCUGUGUCUGUGAGCGUUUGUCUUGGGAUAAAGUGUGGUCUAGGCUGGGGGCUUGCAACAAAGAGAGGAGCGAUGAAAGUAACAACAGCGAUGUCAUCUCGACAUCCAGCGACAUGUUGGAUCUCAUCCUUCAAGCGGACUCCUGUUCAUCCACCUCUGGCUCCAUGGGCUCUGGUUCCAACGGCUUUGGGACUUCAGCAAGCGGGACGUCAAAGAGCAGGACGUCAGGCAGCGGGAAGUCAGGCAGUUUUUCAGGAAGCAACAACACCAGUAAAUACUUUGGCAGUGUGGACUCAAAUCAGAGCAGCCAGAAGCCCAAAAGCUGCCUGAGAAGCAGCGAGGAAAGACCCGCUGAGACAGAGCACCUCAAAUGUGUCCUUCAGGACCCGGUCUGGCUGCUGAUGGCCAACACAGAUGAGGACGUCAUGAAGACCUAUGAGCUGCCCUCGCGGGACAUUGAGAGAGUGCUGGAAGAGGACAAUGAGAAGAUGAGGCUGCUUCAGCAGUGCCAGUCCCACUUUUCAGAUGACCAGAGGAAGGAGUUGAGCGAAGUCCACCCCUGGAUACAGAACGGAGGGUUACCCAAAGCUAUAGACGUUGAGGGAUGCACAUGGUGUGACAACACCUCAGAGGCAGCAGCGACAGUUGCGGCAGAAGAUCAGCCAGACUUGGAACUCGGUGAUACAGAGACCGGAGACGACUACUGUCCAGAGAGGCACAAAGGCGAACCUUUAAUCUCUGCCAUGAUCUCAUGUCACUCAGGUCCUCCUCAAACCUGUGGCCUGCACACAGAAACAGCAAAUCAACAAGAGUUUUAAAAAAACUGUUUCUCUGCUCUGAAGAGGAAGCUGCCUUAGAUGAGCUCUUAUGCUCUGUAUUACAAUAUAAUCAGUGCCUUUGUAAACUGUGAAUAUCUGUGGUGAACGUCGAUUACUUUUUAUUUUUAGCUUCAUUAGACAGGGUUACUUAGUUGCUUUUGGGAUAAAGGCUGGGCUCUGAGUUUGUGUGGAACUGGCCUUUUUUAGGAUAAAGCAGUGUGGCACCUUAAAAGAAUUUCAUGCACUGAUUAUAGGAGAUGCAAGACAUGACGAGGGAACAGCACAAUGUUCAAACUCAAAGCAUGCCAGCUAAUGCCAAGCAAACAUCGGCGCGGUGGAGGCCAGACUGUGAGGCAGUUAAUGAACCCCAUGUUUUUGGAUGUAUUCUCAGUUACGUCAGCAUGCGAUGAGAACAGGUUGAGGGUUUUCUUAAGGACAGAUUAAUUUGGUACUGCUGUCACAUAAGGUACCAAAUGAACACAUGUGGACUAAAGGGAAAAGGUAUUGGUACUCCUAAGUGACUACAAUUGCUCACACUCAAUUGUGGGACAGGGAAAUUGAAACCUGCUCCCAUAUUGUGUUUAAACUAACCAUCAUUUCAGCCACCCCUUUCCCCAUAAAAACAUGCUCUGAUUUUUGCCCUUACAUGUGAUAAAACAAACUCUACAUAAAGGCCAGCUAUUCAGAAUACGCCUCAUUUUAUUAUUUAGGAAGCUCCUUUAUUUAAUGUCAAGCUGGUUUGUUUUUUAUUGAUUGUAUAUCCAGUACUCUGCAUAAUCAUUAAAACUGGGAGUAAGCUAGGCCACGCUACUCAGCAAAAUGUGCAAUAUUUCCUUCUGAAAUGCCUUAAAGUAGAAACCCUAUUCCACAUAAUGAAAGUACAUGCAAUAUAGCAGUAUUUCUUGGGGUGAUCAGAAUAUUUCAACAGAAUACAGCUCAGCAUGUGCCAAAUACUGUAUUUACUCACCUGGAGAUUGGGUUGAAGUGUUUCAAAAACAUUUUGUUUUUCUUUGGAGCCAUAUGUUACCAAAUUAAGCUUGAUGUGUGCAUAUUUUAGUUAUUUGUAUCUUAUGAAAUGCAUCAGUUGUUUUAGAUGUGAAAUUUUUAUUUCUUUCCUGGCUGUCAUUGCACAUGUUAAUCUUUGUAACAGUCUUUAAAUGUAUAUGUAUAUAUUUUACAUACAUGUUUUUUUGAAAAGCAUAUAAUGCAUUACUUAUAAAAACCUAAAUUCAAAAAAACAAACAGGACCAAGAAAAGUAAUGCUGACUGCAAAUACGAUUUUUAAAAUAUUGUGUAACCUAAACAUUUCCCUCCGUAAAUGGAAAAAUACCUGGUGUUUACAGUGGAUAAAGUUGGUAAUGUAAGGAAUGACACCAGCUUAUUACUACUAAAAAAAAAAAAACCUCAAAGGUUGUUUUAGGGGGACAGUUCAGGUAUAAGGAACCUUUUAGAAACAUAAUGUGCCUGGGGUUUUCAGUGCUGUCAUUUUACAUGACUUAGUACUAUUCUCUGUAACUUUCCUAAAGGGUCUGUUAUUUCAGCAGGCAUGUAAAGCACCUUUCUGUUAUUUUGUGUCCUUAUUUGUUCUUGGUUUAAUAACAAUAAAUAUUUUAUUGAAAAAGAAA